AUGCGUCAAAGGUUCCACGUGUCGGAGAUGAGAGUUGCCUUCAAGCAGGCCGGAAAGCUGUGUCAGUGGUGCAAAGUCUACAAGGCAGUUCCAGAAAUCCCGAGAAUGGCUCCAUUGCCACAAGCAAGGACGGUAUCGCACGUUAGGCCAUUCACUUACGUCGGCGUGGACUACUUCGGGCCGAUGUUGGUGAAGCAGGGACGCAGCGAGGUGAAACGUUGGGUCGCGUUAUUUACCUGCUUGACCAUACGCGCAGUGCAUCUUGAAGUGGUGCACAACCUCACAACGGAGUCCUGCAAGAUGGCGGUAAGGCGUUUCGUUGCACGGAGGGGGGCCCCGAGGGAAAUCUUUAGCGAUAGAGGAACGAACUUUGUGGGUGCAAACCGUGACCUGAAGAUGGAACUCCAGCAGAUCAACAGCAACCUCGCUAGUACCUUCACCAAUACGGAUACACAGUGGCGUUUCAAUCCACCUUCCACGCCGCAUAUGGGGGGAUCUUGGGAGCGCAUGGUCCGGUCGGUGAAAGGCGCGCUGGCAUCACUGUCAAUCGGGGGCAAGCCGGAUGAUGAGACCCUCCGUACGCUCCUGGUGGAAGCGGAAUCCAUCGUGAACUCGAGGCCGCUGACAUACCUCCCAAUCGAUUCUGAAGAGCAGGAAGCCCUCACACCGAACUGCUUCCUAAUGCUGAGCACUAGCGGCGUCAAUCAGCCGGCCAGAGAACCGAUCGAGGAGAGGGCGACAGCAAGGUGUAAUUGGGACCUGUGCAAACAACUGUUAGACAGAUUCUGGGCUCGGUGGAUCAAGGAAUAUCUUCCAACGAUCACGAAACGCACCAAGUGGUUCAGAGAAUACAAACCCGUACAAGUUGGCGAUCUAGUGAUUGUUGUGGAGGAUCGAGUACGGAAUGGCUGGGUCAGAGGACGAGUUGUUCGCGUGUUUCCAGGACGGGACGGCCGUAUACGCAAUGCGGAAGUAGCGACAUCCAGUGCAGGAUUGCUGGUGCGGUCGGUAGCGAAACUGGCAGUUUUGGAAGUAGGAGGUACCGCUGAAGUAGACUUCAAGCAAUACGGGUCGGGGGAUGUUCCGAACGAGCAGAAACCUGCACCCCGGUGCGACAGGGUCACUCGAUCCACUCACAGUAGAAGAUCGUAG
Aedes albopictus (Asian tiger mosquito) is the source of this 1152-nucleotide messenger RNA. RefSeq lists its product as uncharacterized. The record is from RefSeq and is a predicted model, not a curated record. Bases 1 to 1152 code for a protein of 383 amino acids. The transcript has a single exon. NCBI's taxonomy places the organism in Eukaryota, Metazoa, Arthropoda, Insecta, Diptera, Culicidae. Gene Ontology annotation, molecular function: nucleic acid binding. Gene Ontology annotation, biological process: DNA integration.